AUGUGGAAUGAUUUAUUAAACGAACAAAUUCCCAUAGAUAUUAAUGUUUUUAAUUCUCUUAUUACAAAAUUUAAUACAACACAAGAUUCAGAAGAACGCGAACGUCUCAAUCAGCUCAUUUUAUCAUUAAAUGACCGUUCAGACACUUACAAUAUUACGAUUCCCGUUAUGGAAUCAGAUUUUCCUAUUGUAACAAAGCUGAGUAUAUUAGUUAUCUUUAAAAAGUUUGUGAUAACAAAUCUAAAUAACAUUUCUGCUGAAGAACAAACAAAAUAUAAAGAUUUUUUUAUGAAUAUUCUCUAUUAUUAUUUAGAAAACAAUAAAUCACAAGUCCUCAUUACCAAAAUCGACGAGAUUAUUGUAGAAUUCGCCAAAAAAUACUAUCCAGAACAAUGGCCAAACUUUUUCUCAGAUAUUUACUCGCAAAAUGAUAAACCUCAGUUUUUCAAAAAUGCAAUCGACAUGACUACAAUGCUUUUAUUAGAAGUAACUAACUACGACUCCACUACAAUUCCAGCUUCAGAUCAAAUUCAGAUCCAAGAGGGGUUUAAGAACGAAUCAGAUAAGGUUUUUGAAAUGAUCAGCAACGUGUUCGACAAUAACUACCCAGAAGAUAUAAUUUUAUCCACUCUUUCGUUAUACAAAACCUUAUUUGAAAUUUUUCCAACGACAGACUUGAUACAAAACCAAAUUUUCGAGCGUGUUUGCAACAAUUAUUUACUAAACCAGCAGUACACAUUGAAAGUUUUACCUAUUUUCAACUCAUUUCAAGCGAGUAAUAUUUUAGAUCAAGUUCCUAUCAUUCAGACUGCAUUUAACCUCAUGAUUACGUCUCUACAGCCAUGGUUUCCCGAUGGAAACCUCGUAGAUAUCUCAUAUGAAGACUUAAAUACAAUAAUUUUUUCUUUAACGAAAUAUAUCAGUAAUUUCUCAUAUGUUCUCGAAUCAGAUGAUACCAGAGAUGCCUACGUAUUCGCCUUGACCUGCACUUUCUCUGUUUACCAACGAUCAAAUCAAGAUUCAAUCAGAAUGUGCACAGAAAUGUGGUAUAACGUCACAUUACGCAUCUACCAUGAAACCAUUUUCCAGAACAUGCCUUCUUUCGACUUCUACGUCGAAGCUUUCAAACAAUUACGAAGAUUUAUGGUUUUUUCAAUGGAAAGACCAAAUGACGUCAUAAUCACUGUAGAUGAGAAUGGAGUACACGUUCGGUCUCAAAUCCGCACCGAAAGCACCUCUUCCUACUAUGUUUCCAAGGAUUUAAUGUCAUUUUUGACAGGAUUUGACAAAGAAGACACAAUUUCUGUCAUCAACGAAUCCAUUACAUAUAUCAGCAGUUCCGAGCCAUUUCUGUUUGGUCCAUUUGAGUCUCUCUGCUACUGCAUUGGUUCCUUGCGCGGUUCUUUCAGUGUCAAAGAGGAAAACGACCUGAUUUCGAAGAUUAUUUCCUAUCUUCUACAAUUGAUAGAGUCCAGACCGGAAGAAGAAGUGAAGGCGGCGACGGCGGCAGGAUUAAUGUACAUCUGUUCGCAGUACACGCGAUAUCUGAAAGAAUUUCCAGAAAUUUUAAUUUCUGUCAUGAAAAAACUUGUUGAAUUCACAGCAUUAGGAAAUGAAGCACUCCAAGACGCUUCUAUAAAGGCAAUGAUCUCUAUUGCUUCUGCUUGUUCUGAGAUACUUUGCAAACCUUUUUCAAAUGAUUCAUCUUUUUUGAAUUUUGUCAUCGAAAAUUUUUCUUCAAUUUUUGAAAAUUUGACAAGUGACAAUACAAUUGAGAUGUUUCACGUAAUAGCGUUGAUUGUUGUAGGCCUAAAUGACGAGGAAGAACUCCAGAAGUACUUGGAAAUGCUCAUUUCUUCUCCUUUCCAAACUUUACAAAAUCAUUCUCAAAAUUUGAAUUUGGACGGUUUUGACAAUGUCAUUCAAAGUUUGAUGUGUAUUGAUAAGAUUGGCUAUUUAUUUGGCAGCACAUUAAUUCCUUUCCUUGAGAAGCUGAUGCCGAUAUUAGUUAAUUUAUACCAAGUUUACUCCAAAAUCGGAAAUGAUUCAAUUUUGGAGUCAAAUUGUCAAACACAAAUCUCUGUCAAUUCGAGGAUAUUGAAAAGCACGAUUCUCAGUUUGAUAGAGAAACCAACUAGGACAUUACCUUUUCUAGAGAGGAUUUGGAAUUUGAUACAACAACCUCUUUUCGAAGUUUUUGUUCCUGAUUUCCAUAAUUCACAACAAUAUUGUAGACCAUCUGUUUUAUUGAAUCUUCUUGCUGUUGUUUGUUUGAAAUACAGAGAAUUUAUUGUUGAUUAUCUGCCGCAAAUAUUCGAACAAGUCUUUGAAGCUUACAGAGAUAUGAUUGAUUCUGAUGAUUACGAAUUUACUUCGUUUAGAAAGGGAAUGAACAUUUUCCUUAAGAAUUUGAUAAUGACAGGAAUUAUUUACACUGUUCCUCCAAAUAUUAUUAAUCUUUGUAUUGAAUAUUUGCAGUAUAAUGCUCAUGAUAUUGAACAAGAAGUUUCGGAAUCUGCAAUUAGAACAUUGGCAGAAAUUUACGCAUCUGCAACAAAUAAAUUACCUCAAAAUGAGGCCAUGGAGUUCCAGAAAUGUUAUGUGAAUGAUCUCUGUUUGUUAGCAUUUUCUUUGUUGACUGAUUCAUUACAUAGAUACGAAUUCUUUGCUAUUAUGGACUUUUUGAGAGAAAUCAUUGCUUCAAACGCUUUUAAAGAGAAUAUUGUUGAAAUUGUUAACUCUCUUUUGACUAUAUUUGAAAAACUUUCUCCGACAGAUAUUUACACAGAACUUGAAGGAUUGAAAUCAUUCUCAAAUCAGUUCAUGAUGUUUAACCAAGAACUCAAUGAUUUCCUGAUUGCAGCAAAACAAGUCAGUCCAAGAGAUCCAGCCCUUGUUAAAGUUCAGAUGGAGACAUUGAAGAAACAGAAACAAGAGGAAGAAAAACAAAAUAUGAUUGAACAGGAAAAGGCUGAAUUAGAGAAACAAGAGAAAAAUGCAAAAGUUAAUGAUUUUGCAAAUAUGAUUUCCAAUUUCAAACUUCAUUCAUAA
Molecule: messenger RNA, 3051 nt
Organism: Trichomonas vaginalis G3
Lineage: Eukaryota; Parabasalia; Trichomonadida; Trichomonadidae
Product: exportin 1/5 family
Exons: 1
Coding region: 1-3051 (1016 amino acids)
Biological process (GO): DNA integration; protein export from nucleus; ribosomal small subunit export from nucleus
Cellular component (GO): cytoplasm; nucleus
Molecular function (GO): nuclear export signal receptor activity
Source: RefSeq, a predicted model, not a curated record